UGUACGCAUGCGCAGUCCAGCAUUUUGGAAGUGUUGGAAAGCUUUUUAUUUCAGUUGUCUUUUUUUAAAAAUUGCUAUUAUUUACGAGUCUUUUUUUACUACCCUUUUCAGAAAUUACCUUCAUGAUGGCGGAUCCAAGAAUACGCCAGAUAAAAAUAAAGACUGGAGUCGUGAAACGACUGGCUAAAGAAGAGGUAUUGUACAUAAAGGAGGCAAAACAGCAGGAGGAGAGAAUCGAGCGCCUGAAAGCCGAGGCAGGGGACGAGUAUCUCAUCAAGAAACAGAUGGAGGUGUUGCAGGAGUCAAGAAUGAUGAUUCCAGACUGUCACCGCCGUUUAGCCAUGGCUCAUGCUGAUCUGCAGCAGCUGUUGGAAAUUGAGGUAGAUCUGGAAGAAUCAGAAGAAUACAAGGAGGCCAGAAGUGUUUUAGAAUCUGUCAAACUGGAGGGAUGAUAUAAACACGUGCAACAAGGGUCCAUUCCAUUAGUCAGGACUUAAAUGUUGAUGCAGACACAAGUCUGGUCAUUGUCUUUGUGUUUAUUUUUAACAUGAUGAAUUGCGUGCCUCUUUGUCCUCUGUUGAUUUGUUCAAACUUACAAAAUUCAAUAAAACAUUCUUGCUGUACAA
Messenger RNA from Neoarius graeffei (lesser salmon catfish), 626 nucleotides. It is a transcript of the gene tbca, whose product is annotated as tubulin cofactor a. Gene Ontology annotation, cellular component: microtubule cytoskeleton; cytosol. Gene Ontology annotation, biological process: post-chaperonin tubulin folding pathway; tubulin complex assembly. The record is from RefSeq and is a predicted model, not a curated record. Gene Ontology annotation, molecular function: beta-tubulin binding. Bases 123 to 452 code for a protein of 109 amino acids. NCBI's taxonomy places the organism in Eukaryota, Metazoa, Chordata, Actinopteri, Siluriformes, Ariidae. The transcript is spliced from 4 exons.